GGGAGCCCGCAGGGGUUGGCCCGUAGCUCCCCGGGACCCCCGCGGCUCCGCGAGUGGGAGGGUCCCCCGGGGCCCUUGUGAGGCAGCUCUGGCCGGGCCUGUUCUGCGCACUGGCCGCGCCGGAGCCGGUGUUCGUAGCUGUAUGACCUUGGCUUUCAAGAUCCUCUUCCCACCAACCCUCCGCGCUCUCAGGCGGAAAGAACUGUGCCUCUUCCGAGAGCAGCAUCACUGGCCUGACAGAAGACAGUUUGGCCAUUGGUCAGAAACAGAUCUGCUUCAUGGGCACUGCCUCCUCCAGAGAAGAAAGCCUGCUCUGUCUUUCCAGGAAGGCCAUCUAAGACCACGUGCCACCUGCCUUGUUUUCCUGCCAGGGGUGCAUGUGGGACUCUGCAGCGGCCCCUGUGAGAUGGCCGAGCAACGGUUCUGUGUGGACUAUGCCAAGCGUGGCACAGCCGGCUGCAAAAAGUGCAAGGAGAAAAUUGUGAAGGGUGUAUGCCGGAUCGGCAAAGUGGUGCCCAAUCCCUUCUCAGAGUCCGGGGGUGAUAUGAAAGAGUGGUAUCACAUUAAAUGCAUGUUUGAGAAACUGGAGCGGGCCCGGGCCACCACAAAAAAAAUUGAGGACCUCACAGAGCUGGAAGGCUGGGAAGAGCUGGAAGACAACGAGAAGGAACAGAUAAGCCAGCACAUUGCAGAUCUGUCUUCUAAGGCCACAGGCACGCCAAAGAAGAAAGCCGUUGUCCAGGCUAAGCUGACAGCCACUGGCCAGGUGACCUCUCCAGUGAAAGGUGUCUCUCUCGUCACCAAUAGCAAUCCCCGGAAAUUUUCUGGUUUUUCAGCCAAGCCCAACAACUCUGGGGCAGCCCGCUCAAGCCCUCCCCCUAAGGCAAGUUUGUCCUCAAGCAGAUGUGACCCCAAGCACAAGGAUUGUCUGCUACGUGAGUUUCGGAAGUUGUGUGCCAUGGUGGCUGAGAAUCCUAGCUACAACACGAAGACCCAGAUCAUCCAGGACUUUCUUCGGAAAGGUUCAGCAGGAGAUGGUUUCCACGGAGAUGUGCACCUCACGGUGAAGCUGCUGCUCCCAGGCGUUAUCAAGAGUGUUUACAACCUGAACGAUAAGCAGAUUGUGAAGCUCUUCAGCCGCAUUUUUACCUGCAGCCCAGAUGAUAUGGCGCGAGACCUAGAACAGGGCGACGUGUCAGAGACCAUCAGAGUCUUCUUUGAGCAGAGCAAGUCUUUCCCCCCAGCUGCCAAGAGCCUCCUUACCAUCCAGGAGGUGGACGAAUUCCUCCUCCGGCUUUCCAGGCUCACCAAGGAGGACGAGCAGCAGCAGGCCCUGCAGGACAUCGCCUCCAGGUGUACGGCCAAUGACCUUAAGUGCAUCAUCAGAUUGAUCAAACACGAUCUGAAGAUGAAUGCGGGUGCAAAGCACGUGUUAGAUGCCCUUGACCCCAAUGCCUAUGAAGCCUUCAAAGCAUCGCGCAACCUGCAGGACGUGGUGGAGCGGGUCCUCCGCAAUGAGCAGGAGGUGGAGAAGGAGCCAGGCCGGAGACGCGCGCUGAGUGUCCAGGCUUCCCUGAUGACGCCAGUGCAGCCCAUGCUGGCCGAGGCCUGCAAGUCCAUCGAGCACGCGAUGAAGAAGUGUCCUAACGGCAUGUUCUCUGAGAUCAAGUACGACGGGGAGCGAGUGCAGGUGCAUAAGAACGGGGACCGUUUCAACUACUUCAGCCGUAGCCUCAAGCCUGUCCUGCCUCACAAGGUGGCCCACUUCAAGGACUAUAUCCCUCAGGCUUUCCCCGGGGGCCACAGCAUGAUCUUGGACUCUGAGGUGCUCCUGAUCGACACGAAGACAGGCAAACCGCUGCCCUUUGGGACUCUUGGGGUGCACAAGAAAGCUGCCUUCCAGGAUGCUAAUGUUUGCCUGUUUGUGUUUGAUUGUAUCUACUUCAAUGAUGUCAGCUUGAUGGACAGGCCUCUGUGUGAGCGGCGGAAGUUUCUUCAUGAUAACAUGGUUGAAAUUCCCAACCGGAUCAUGUUCUCAGAAAUGAAGCAAGUCACUAAAGCUGCAGACUUGGCCGACAUGAUAAACCGGGUAAUCCGAGAGGGGCUGGAAGGGCUGGUGCUGAAAGACGUGAAGGGUACAUAUGAGCCUGGAAAGCGGCACUGGCUAAAAGUGAAGAAGGACUAUUUGAACGAGGGGGCCAUGGCUGACACAGCUGACCUGGUGGUCCUUGGGGCCUUCUACGGGCAAGGGAGCAAAGGUGGCAUGAUGUCCAUCUUCCUCAUGGGCUGCUACGACCCAGACAGCCAGAAGUGGUGCACGGUCACCAAGUGUUCGGGAGGCCAUGAUGAUGCCACCCUUGCCCGCCUGCAGAAGGAACUGGACAUGGUGAAGAUCAGCAAGGAUCCCAGCAAGAUACCCAGCUGGCUGAAAAUCAACAAGACCUACUAUCCUGACUUCAUAGUCCCAGACCCAAAGAAAGCUGCCGUGUGGGAGAUCACAGGGGCUGAGUUCUCCAAGUCUGAGGCUCACACAGCCGACGGGAUCUCCAUCCGGUUCCCACGUUGCACCCGCAUCCGUGACGAUAAGGACUGGAAAUCUGCCACUAACCUCCCCCAACUCAAGGAACUGUACCAGCUGUCCAAGGAGAGGGCAGACUUCACUGUGGCGGCUGGAGAGGAGGGGAGCUCCACCACAGGGGGCAGCAGCGGAGAGAACGAGGGUACCUCGGGGCCUGCGGGGGCUCGCAAGGCCUCCAGGGCCUCCCCGAAGCAGCCCUCCACCAGUGCCAAGAAGGCAGGAGGGAGGCUGAGCAGCCCCAACCGCAGAGGCGGCCACCAGCCGACUGUGAAAGUGGGGCAGAAGCGGAAGGCUCCCGCUGAGACCCCGUGCCCAGCAAAGGUGCUGCUGGACAUCUUUACUGGGGUGCGGCUCUACCUGCCACCCUCCACACCAGACUUCAGCCGUCUCAGACGCUAUUUUGUGGCAUUCGAUGGGGACCUGGUGCAGGAGUUUGACAUGGCCUCAGCCACACACGUGCUGGGUAGCAGGGACAAGAACCCUGAGGCCCAGCAGGUCUCCCCGGAGUGGAUUUGGGCGUGUAUCCGGAAACGAAGGCUGGUAGCCCCAUGCUAGGACUGCAGCCCUCCCUCACCCUCGGCCACGCUCGCUGCACUCCAGCUGGGGCAGGCCAGGGCGGGCGGGCGACAGCAAGGACACAGGGGGAUGGUCUUUCUUCUCCAAGCAGUGUGUCUUCCAGAACCCACCAACCGUGCUUGGUCUAUUCCCGCCCAGGACUUCGUGGCUGUGGGUGCCGCCAAGGAAGUCCGUGUCUCUUGCCGGUUUACAUAGAUCUUUCCGAUCUGGGUGCUGGUUUGGUUAUCUUUUUGUUUUCUUUUAAAAGAAGCUCCCCCCCCCCAUAAAUAAAAUCUCUUGCAGUUACCCCAUCCUGCAGCCCUUCUCCCCCUGUAGUCCCCCUAGUGGUAAGGCACGGAGAGACACGGCGCUGUUGAAGCUCCGUCUGCGGAGCCACCUGCCCCUUUACUCGCAGGCUCUUUUUAAAAUUGUAUUUAAAAGACUGCCCUCGGAAAUGCUUCUUAUAUUUGGCAGGACUUGUAUUCAGCUUGGCCCUUUUCGCCAGGAAUGAAGCCUCCUUUGAAAGAAAACAAAAUGAAUUUUAUGACUAAAUUCUCUGUGUUCUCCUCUUACAGGGUGUGGGUCCUGGUUUGAAGGGGGGGGAACGAGGAUCAGGUAGGAAAACGGGGCCUUGAGGGAGUUUAUUGGAGCUAUUCCUCUGGGGGAUACAGGACUCCAGGAGGCUCUGCCUCCCCCACACUUGGAAACAAGACUGCUCUUUAAGAUAAACCCACUCGAGGACAAAACCUCCACAGCCUCCGUACCAAGAAAGGCCCCCGUGCCCCCCAGGGCUGCUUUACUGGAAUAAAAGGAAAACAGUCUCAUGGA
This is a messenger RNA of Ailuropoda melanoleuca (giant panda), 3961 nucleotides long. RefSeq names its product DNA ligase 3 (gene LIG3). Gene Ontology annotation, molecular function: DNA binding; zinc ion binding; ATP binding. Bases 143 to 3133 code for a protein of 996 amino acids. The record is from RefSeq and is a predicted model, not a curated record. NCBI's taxonomy places the organism in Eukaryota, Metazoa, Chordata, Mammalia, Carnivora, Ursidae. Gene Ontology annotation, cellular component: nucleus; DNA ligase III-XRCC1 complex. The transcript has 20 exons. Gene Ontology annotation, biological process: DNA recombination; double-strand break repair; lagging strand elongation.